This is a messenger RNA of Lagopus leucura (white-tailed ptarmigan), 874 nucleotides long. RefSeq names its product serine/arginine repetitive matrix protein 2-like. Lineage: Eukaryota; Metazoa; Chordata; Aves; Galliformes; Phasianidae. The annotation marks the transcript as partial. The record is from RefSeq and is a predicted model, not a curated record. The transcript has 2 exons.
GCUCUGGCAGCUGUUCAUCUGCAGCUCCUGUGGCUCAGAAGGCACGCACUGGUGCUGCUCCUUCUGGGCCAUGGGCAGAAAUGGCUGGGAGUGCGACACCUGCGCUGGCAGGAGCACCGCCUCCCGCUCCAGCGCCGAGCUUGCCAGCCCCAGCACUUCCAGCCAGGAGGUAUCGGCGCCUUCCCCCGUCUUUGCAGGACCUGAAAACAUCAGCUCUGGCCCUGCUACGCAGGCAGCUCCCGGCCCAUCCUGCAACUCCCAGCUGCCUGCGCUCAGCGUCCAGCCCAGAGUGCCAGAGGCUGAGCAGACCGCCACCCGCUCACAUCUCUCUGAGGAGCGGGACGCAUCUCAGCAGCGCCAAGGACGCGGUGCAGGAAGACGGGCACCAGCUGCAGGCACUGAGACCUCCUCCGAGAGCCCCAGAAGACGGAGGACCGCACGGUCCUCCAGAACCUCCCUGGCAGAUGCAGCCAGAAAUCGUCCCAGGCAGCGGGAGACCGGCCGCACAAGAAGCCGCUCCCCAUUGCGAGGCCGGGCCUCGGGCUCCCAGAGUCGGCCCCGAAGACAACGUGGUGGGAGCCGUACCACAGCCCAAGCUACUCAGGGCGGCACCUGCACCUCGGCCACACCAGCACCACCGAGGUCCUCGAGGCCUUCCCCUCCGCCUGCACACAGAGGACGGCCCAGGCAACGAGGGCGGGCCCCCACUCGAAGCCGAUCCCCAGUGGGGCGUCGCGCUUCCACUUCCCGCAGCCGGUCCCGACGAGGCCGUGGGAGCCGGUCCAGGCAGCGGGGACCAGCCCGGGCACGAAGCCGCUCCCGGGCAAACCACCCGGGAAGGCGGCCCCGCAGCCAGUCCCGAAGACGGCGCUGA